Vanessa atalanta (red admiral) is the source of this 817-nucleotide messenger RNA. RefSeq lists its product as uncharacterized. The record is from RefSeq and is a predicted model, not a curated record. The coding region runs from base 5 to 601 and encodes 198 amino acids. The transcript has a single exon. Lineage: Eukaryota; Metazoa; Arthropoda; Insecta; Lepidoptera; Nymphalidae.
AACAAUGAAGACCAUCGUUUGUGUUGUUCUCUUGGCAGCUGCAGUUAUGGCUGAACCGCCUCAGUAUAGGCAGGCAAGAUUCAGGUCACAAAAACAAGAAGCAGAAGCUCAAGGAUUUGGAACAGGAGCAGCACCUUACCCAGUAGCGGGCUACAGACCAACAAAGGAAUUUAACCUGCCAUCUCGCCAGGAAUUUUCCCCACCAGCAACUACUUACGGAAUUCCUGCUGACAGUUACGGUGCUCCAUUCAACACAUAUCUGACCCCACAAACUGAGUAUGGAGUACCGCAAGAGGAAAGCGAGAAGGACCCAAAAGACGAUGAAAUAGAAAAUGUUGAGGACACAAAAAAUGAAGAACAAAAAGAGAAUCUUGAAGAGGAGCCUAAGAAAGAUGCUGAGGUAGUAAGUGCUCAAGGAGCUUACUAUGUCCUCCUGCCCGGAUCGCAGCUCCAAAGAGUACAAUUCCAAACUGAAAAUGAUGUUCGUAAUAUGGCGUACACUGCUCGACUACAGUACAGAAAUGAAGAUCGCGCUCCAAUUUUCGUUUAUACUGCAGUACCCCAAUAUCAAUCAGCGGCCUACGUUCAACUGUUUAAAUAAGAGUGUAGUUAAAAUUUUACAAAUGAAUGCUAUUCAAUUAAAAAUAUUUAACAUUUUUUUUAAAAUUAAAUCACUACGUUGUAUAAAAUAUGUAUGAUGAAACAGUUAUAAGUUGUUUUAAAGGUUAUCAUUUAUUUAAAUUGUAAAGUAUCUUAAGAUAUUUUUUGAAUAGCAUUGAUUUUUUUAUUUAUUUUAUGAAAAUUCGAACUCGAAAUG